AACGCCUCGCCGGCGCCCGCCUAAACCCUACUAGCAAGAGCCCUCCCCGCCCCCGCCGCACGACCAACCCCACCACCCCCCGCGCGGCGAGCGAACAGUCAACUGUCCCCGGCGCCGGCGGCCAGCGAGGAUGGGUCGCGAGAAGUCCCGGAGGCUCUCGGGCAGCCGAGACUUCCGGCAGCGGCUGGUGUUGGCGACGCUGACCUCCACCCCCAUCAUCAUCAAGGACAUCCGCGCCGGCGAGGGGGGCCUCCGCCAGCACGAGAUGUCCCUCCUCCACCUCCUCGACAAGGUCUCGGACCAGCACGUCAUCGACGUCAACGACACAGGCACGAAGGUCGGGUACAAGCCCGGGGUGGUCCUCGGCGGGAAGGACCUGGAGCACGACUGCGGGGUGCACCGCGGGAUCGGCUACUUCAUUGAGCCGCUCAUCCUGCUCGGGCUCUUCGGCAGGUCGCCCUUGUCCAUUCGGCUCAAAGGAAUCACGAAUGAUACAAAGGAUCCUUCUGUGGAUACUUUCCGGAUGGUUACGUUGCAUAUGCUCAAGCAUUUUGGUGUUCCUCUUGAGGGACUGGAGCUCAAAAUUGAAAACAGGGGAGCUCCUCCUCGUGGUGGUGGUGAAGUGCUUCUUCGAGUUCCCAAUAUAAACAGUACAUUAAAGGCAGUUAAUUGGAUUGAUGAAGGAAUGGUAAAGAGGAUAAGAGGUGUAACAUUCUCAACUAAUGUAUCUCCACAGAUUGAAAACCGUAUCCUCUAUGCUGCACGUGGACUCUUCAAUAAGUUUAUUCCGGAUGUUCAUAUCUUCACCGAUCAUAGAGCUGGUUUAUCUGGUGGAUUGUCAGCAGGCUAUGGCGUAUCAGUGGUUGCUGAGACCACAACAGGCUGUCUGAUUUCUGCAGAUGCUACUGUGAGUUAUCCCAAUGUUGAUGAAAUGAGUGAACAAUCUAAGAAGCCUGAGCUAAUGUCUCCAGAGGAUCUUGGUGAGCAAGUUGCAUCGAUGCUGCUAGAAGAGGUGGCUCAAGGAGGAGUUGUUGACUCAACACAUCAGAGCCUUCUGUUCAUGCUGUGCGCUCUAUGCCCGCCUGAUGUGUCAAAGGUUCGCGUGGGACAGCUGACACCGCACGCUAUAGAAUCACUUCGAAACAUCAAGGAGUUCCUUGAUGUCAAGUUCAUCAUCAAGCCCGACCCAAACUCAAACACGGUCACUCUAAAAUGUGUUGGUGCGGGAGUGAAGAAUCUUGCUCGGAAGAUUUCAUAAACAGAACUAUCAUGAACCUCAUCUAGGAUGGAAAACAGUGUUUUGGAACCGCAAAACAAGUAUUUUCAAGUUUUGUUGCAAGUGUGUCGUAGAUCUUCUUCCCUGUAGUAGUUUUGAUGUAAGCUAGUUGAUCCAGAAUGGAUUUGCCUGAUCGUAUUAUCAUGUACCCUCCUGAGAAAACAUGGGUGUGAGCUUUCCAUUUGAGAUCACACAUUUGAUGUGCUUUUACUUCUUA
Messenger RNA from Aegilops tauschii subsp. strangulata, 1493 nucleotides. Its product is annotated as probable RNA 3'-terminal phosphate cyclase-like protein. Lineage: Eukaryota; Viridiplantae; Streptophyta; Magnoliopsida; Poales; Poaceae. Gene Ontology annotation, biological process: ribosome biogenesis; endonucleolytic cleavage of tricistronic rRNA transcript (SSU-rRNA, 5.8S rRNA, LSU-rRNA). Gene Ontology annotation, molecular function: RNA endonuclease activity. Gene Ontology annotation, cellular component: nucleolus. The record is from RefSeq and is a predicted model, not a curated record.